AUGCGGGCUCUGCUGGCGCUGCUGGCGGCCCUGAGCUGCGCGGGGCGGGCGGGGGCCGGCGGCGGCCUCAGCUCCAACGCCAUCAAGGUGGGGGCGGCCGCCAGCGCCGCCCCCGCCGCCGCCGCCCCUGCGCCCUUCGACGGCAGCAACAAGGCGCCUCCGGCCGCCACCCGGCAGCCCUUCCCCUGCUCCGAGGACGAGGACUGCGGCCCCGACGAAUUCUGCGGAGGGGCGGCCCGCGGCGGCGGCCCCCCGCUCUGCCUCGCGUGCCGGAGACGCCGCAAGCGCUGCCUACGCGACGCCAUGUGCUGCCCGGGCACGGCCUGCAGCAACGGGCUCUGCACGCCCCCCGAGCCCCCGCCCGGCGUUCCCGAGCUGGACGAACCCGGCCCAGAGGCGCUGCCCCGACGGACGCCCGCGCCCGCCUGGCCGCCCGACGCCAAAGGUGAGGAGGGCGACUUCUGCCUGCGGUCGUCGGACUGCGCAGCGGGGCUGUGCUGCGCCCGCCACUUCUGGUCCAAGAUUUGCAAACCCGUGCUGCGCGAGGGGCAGGUGUGCACCCGGCACCGCCGGAAAGGAGCCCACGGCCUCGAGAUCUUCCAGCGCUGCCCCUGCGCCGAGGGUAUGGCGUGCCGCCCGCAGCGCGACCGCGGCGGUCCCGACGCCUCCCGCCUGCACACUUGCCAGCGGCACUGAGCGACACCGGGGGGCAGACCGAGGAUGGACGAACGGACGGAAGGACAGACGGGGGGAUGGACUCUGGCCCCGCUCGUGAGAGCUCCCCGCUGUGCGCACAGCUGGAGCAGAAGGUUGUUUCUCGAGGGAACUACUCUUAAGCGACUGAUUGCAGUACGUUACUGUGUUGUGAAUAUGGAGGUGGCACUUAGUGUACAGACGUUCUGAGCGAGCCUCCCGGACGCUCCUCCAGCCAGGACUGGGACGUGGUAUGCGCUGGGUUUCCAGUUGCUCUCGAUGGACGCAGCCGCCCCUUCAGGUGAAGGGCAGCCCAGGCUGCGCUGUGCCACGCUC
Messenger RNA from Centrocercus urophasianus (Greater sage-grouse), 1029 nucleotides. It is a transcript of the gene DKK1, whose product is annotated as dickkopf WNT signaling pathway inhibitor 1. Bases 1 to 696 code for a protein of 231 amino acids. The transcript is spliced from 4 exons. The record is from RefSeq and is a predicted model, not a curated record. Gene Ontology annotation, molecular function: receptor antagonist activity; co-receptor binding. Gene Ontology annotation, biological process: negative regulation of canonical Wnt signaling pathway; multicellular organism development. Gene Ontology annotation, cellular component: extracellular region. Lineage: Eukaryota; Metazoa; Chordata; Aves; Galliformes; Phasianidae.